Molecule: messenger RNA, 1875 nt
Organism: Brachypodium distachyon (stiff brome)
Lineage: Eukaryota; Viridiplantae; Streptophyta; Magnoliopsida; Poales; Poaceae
Product: putative F-box/LRR-repeat protein 23
Exons: 3
Coding region: 35-1168 (377 amino acids)
Molecular function (GO): protein binding
Source: RefSeq, a predicted model, not a curated record
UCCAUCACGCCAACUCCCACUCCCCCGCGACGCGAUGCAGUUACUCUCUCCUCCGCCUCCGCCGCCGACGGCGGGCGCGCCGGGCCGCGGGAGGCGGCGGCAGCGCCGUCUCCGGAGGCUCCGGUCCAAGCGGCCGGAGAGGCGCGACUGGGCGGAUCUGCCCCUGGACGCGAUCCUCUGCGUGCUCCGCAGGCUGGGCGACGCGGAGCUCAUGUUCGGCGGCGCGGCGCGGGCGUGCCGCUCCUGGCACGACGCGGCGCGGGAGCCCGAGCUCGGGCGCCGCAUCGACACGCGCGGCCACUCGCGGCUCUUCCGGGAGACCGUCAGCCUCGACCGGAUGGCGCGGCUCGCCGUCUGGUUCGCCGCCGGGGAGCUCGAGGCCUUCCUCGCCGAGGGCCACGUCGACGACGACCUGCUCCUCUUCCUCGCCCAGUAUGCACCCUCGCUGAAGAGCCUUCAUCUCAUCGAGUGCUAUGGUGUACACACCGACGCAUUCGCGGAGGCAAUACUGAGGUUCCCUCUGCUGGAGGAGCUGGAGCUUUCGCAAUGCAACAAUAUACUUGCCACAUGGGUGGUUGACCUUGUUGCCACAUCUUGUCCACGGCUGAAGCACUUCAAACAUACCAAAGAAAGAAUAUCCCGCCGAUAUUUUGCUAGAACUCCAUACCCUGCCAACAACAGCGAAGCCUUUGUGAUCGCAAGGAUGUGCGAGCUACGCACCCUGCAGCUUUUCCGCGACGGCCUCGACAGCAAAGGGCUGGUAGCCAUCCUCGACAACUGCCCUCGCCUUGAGUUCCUUGACAUCCGCUCUUGCGACAAUGUUGUUAUGGACAGCGGCCUGCGAGCGAAAUGUGCCCGGAUCAAGACGAAGAAGCUCUACCCGUAUAACUGGACCAAUGAUUGGGAGCAUUUUCAGUCCGGUAGCCACGAUGAUGACUUCACUGAUGAUUCUGAGUAUUUUGAGCCUGGCAGCCCUAUCAGUUACUGUUCCACGUGUUUCAUGUCGUCAGACAUUGGUGAUGAACUGGACUGUGAAUUUAUGUACGCCCAGGACUGCGAGUCCGAUGAUUCUGAUCGUUCUUGCUACUUUAGUGGCAUUGACGAGACCGAUCUUGAAGAGCAUGAGAGGAUUCUUGGCAAGGGUGCACGUAGGUACCUGAGAAUAUAAUGAAACGGUGAUCUCGGCGUUCUGAUGGAGGAGUGCGUGGAUACUGCUGCAUGCCUUCCCUGUUGCCCAUCGUUUAUUUGCUUCGAUUUCAGGCGGCAGGUUUUCUGCUUGGGGAUUUAUCCACCUCUCUGCAUUGAGUUCGAAAGCUUAAUUAAGUUCCGUAUUCAUGCUCAAUAACUGAUCUUCAGACCGUAUAUAGUUUGCCGCAAUAAAAGAGGUCAGCAAUCUUUUACUUUAGUAGUUCGCUGGAAACAAGUUGAGGAGGCAAACAACAACACGAUGUUAUAAUUCAGACUUGUUUUUCGACUCUGUUACUGCUGCAAAUUUCAGUACAUAUAAUGAUUCUGGGGUUUCGGUUUCAUCGAUCAAAUCCAUAUGACACACCAUUGGUCACUAUAGUUCACAUGAGUGUCGCAUAACAUUUCCCCGCGCAAAAUUAUUCUCCCAUGAGCGUCGUCAGCAACGUCAUCACGGCUCCGUCGAGAUCCAAGGACGGCGUCAAAAUUUGACUGUGGGUACACAACUUGCGAAGUUCAUGACCAGAUCACAACAUUUUUUAAGUUCGGUGACCAAAGUGCACAUUCGUGCCAUGUUCAUGAUGAGAUAAAAUCCAACUGUACGAACUAAACUCAUAAUAACAUGAGGGGUGUGGAUUUCGUGGAACAUUGUCUCUUGAUUUAGCAGAGAAACAAAGAUAUUUGCAUGAA